ACGAAUCAAACUUCGUUUAUGUAAUGAAAAACUUUCAAUUUUCCGAUUAUUUUUAUUGAUAAAUAUAACUAGUAUAAAAUGUUUAUAAGAAAAGAAAUUAUGUUUAACUGUUCUCGAAUUUGCUUACAUUUUUAUAAAAUUUACCAUUAACAUUGAGUAACAUGGAAAGUUGAAUUUUAAUUAUUCCUAUUAUUAUUGAUAUCUUGCUAUGGCCGAAGAAAUAGAAGAUUUCUACGGUGUUUACUUAUUAUACUGUCUGAAUGAAAGAUUUAAAGGAAGGACUUAUAUCGGCUACACCAAGGAUCCUAAUCGCCGUAUAAAACAGCACAACAAAGGUGUAAAAAGCGGUGGAGCCAGAAAAACUAGUAUUCGAGGUCCAUGGGAAAUGGUUCUAAUAAUACAUGGGUUUCCUAAUGAUAUAUCGGCACUUAGGUUUGAAUGGGCAUGGCAAAAUCCCAAGAAAUCCAGACGGUUGAAACAUUUAGGGCCAAAACUGAGGACCGAAAAAGUAUAUGACUACUAUAUUCGUAUACUUUCAGAAAUGUUGCGUAUAUGCCCUUGGAACCGUUUAGCGUUAAAUAUACGAUGGCUUAAUGCAAAAUAUCAACGAGAUUUCAGUGAUGACAAAUUUCCACCCAUGCAUAUGCCUAUAUGUUAUGGACCAAUAGUGUGUAAAAAAGUUAUGCCAUCUAAUAACGUCAACUUCAAAAGCCAUAUAUGUAUUUUAUGUGCUCGUAAUUGUUCUCCAGACACUUAUCUAUAUUGUUUAGAACCCGAUUGUCAAGCAAUCACCCAUGUAUUAUGUCUUGCCAAAAGAUUUUUAGGCUCAUCCGAUCACAUUUUACCAAUAGAUGGCGAAUGUCCAGCUUGUGGCAUCCGUGUCCUAUGGGCUGAUUUAAUCCGUAGAAAAAAUGGAUGUUACAAAGGUUUAGUUACAGUAGGCAAAUAGUUUUACAUAAAUUAUUGUGUCCAACAUUACUUAUGUUCCUCUUCAACCUAUACUAAAUUAAUGUAAAAACAUUUUUUCUCAAAUAUUUUUACA
Sipha flava (yellow sugarcane aphid) is the source of this 1042-nucleotide messenger RNA. Its product is annotated as structure-specific endonuclease subunit slx1-like. The transcript is spliced from 4 exons. Gene Ontology annotation, molecular function: crossover junction DNA endonuclease activity; 5'-flap endonuclease activity. The record is from RefSeq and is a predicted model, not a curated record. Lineage: Eukaryota; Metazoa; Arthropoda; Insecta; Hemiptera; Aphididae. Gene Ontology annotation, cellular component: Slx1-Slx4 complex. Gene Ontology annotation, biological process: double-strand break repair via homologous recombination. Bases 209 to 949 code for a protein of 246 amino acids.